AUGCUUAACCUCAAGUUCAUCAACACCACAAACGUACCCGUGACAAAGCGCAAGAUCGCGUUGCAUGCAUGCGAAACUUGCCGUAGGCGAAAGAAACGAUGUGAACAUCCGUUGGGGGAGGGGGAGUCUCCGCCUCCGCAUACGGUUCACUGGCGGAAGAGGGGCCGUUUCACCACUCUUGGUUCUUCUACAACCGCAAGCGAUUCCCCAAAUGCAGCAACCCCCAUAGACCCUUGCCUUCAGUACAGCCCAGAGGUCUUGAGGGCGUCAUCAACCCUCCCGGAAGAUGGAGACGACAGUGAGGUAUCAGAGUCCAUUCAUGUUGCCGGCUCGGUGCCCCCGACAAGGAGCCCUCGGCGUCACGUUGCCAGUCCAUCUCCACUUAGCGCCAGCCUAUCAGCGCUUGCUGAGCAUUCGACGCCUCGUAGUUCUAGCCCAGAACUCAGGAUUGAUGAGGAAUCAAUACAGAAUAACGAGGAUAGAUUCGUCGGUGACCUGAAUCCAGAAGGGACCUUCCUCGCAGAUAGUCCCGGAACGCGCCCUGGGUACGCACAGUCCAAUUCUGUGGGCGUAUGGUAUUCUCGCAGAAACAACAAAAACAACCCAACUACAGAACUCGCAUCCGCGGUCUCCGUGGAUUAUGCAGAGCAUCAGUUCCUAGCCGUACUGCCCAAGAAAGAACACUAUGACCAGCUAAAAAGGAUCUACCUCCGAGAUGUCCAUCGGAUACUACCUAUAAUGAACGUCGACAUCCUCGAAAAGCCAACAUCCACGAUAUCACAAGUACUCUGCAAGCAGGCCGUUUGUCUGGCGGCAGGGUCCAACCCGAGCGCAAAGCCAUAUUUGACACUCGGUGAAGACUCGUCAACGGCCCUAGCCUAUCCCGAAUUUGCUCUCCGCCUUUCGUCAGCUAUCCGGAAGGCACUGGGUUUCGGAUUAGUCAAGGAUCGCGUUCAGGCAGUUGCUAUUCUCGUCAUUCUCUCAUUGUAUACUCACUUCUCCCAAGACCGCCACCUUUCUGCCGAGCUAGCAGCACAAGCUGUGAGCAACGCUCAAACAGUCGGCCUUCAUCUCCAAAAUCCACCAGCGAGGUCCGAGGAGCCUGCAUAUCUAACUCGAUUGUUUUGUUGCGUCUGGGCAAUGGACCAGCUCAACGCUGCAUUCCAUGGCCGGCCUAUAAUGAUGCAUGAAAGAGACCUAGGGCGGGACAUGGAGGCCUGCAUCGCUGAGCAAGACAGCUGCUUCCGGCUGUUCCUCAAGAUUGUCGUUCUGCUGGGCCGCAUCAUCGACCUAUACCGGCCGGCAGCAAAGAAUACUGGCUGUGUUGUUAUGGAAGACCUUCCAAGCUUCGAAAGCCUCGUCGAAAUGGCACAGGCCCUCGGUGUCGAAUCCCGUCUUCUGGCCUCAAUUGAGCUGCUCUAUCACGGCAUUGCGAUUUUGUCCUGUCGUAUCCCGGUUGGAUCAACACGAUCGGAGCACCUAUCCUUAGCAUACACUCGGCAGUCUCUUUCUGCCAUUAAGAUAACGGCGAUUGUAAAGCAGUUUGGCAACUCGUUAUCUCACAUGACGUUCGUACCAUACGCCGUAUCGCUCUCUUUGCGAGUAGCCUACAGAGAGCUUCGGUCCAGCAAAGUCCCGAUGUUGACCGCGAGGUCUCGCCGCCAAUUCCAAUCAACUUGCAAGGUACUCAAGGAGCUUGGUGGUAUGUUCCGCUCCGCGCUCGUCAUGGUGGACCUGGCCGAGCAGGUCAUUCAAGAAAUCGAUCAAGUCUGCUCCAACGCGCUGAACGAGCAGAAUGUAAACGACUCUGUUGGCACGCCGACUGCUACUCGCCAAGGGGAUACAACCGCUGCAGAGGGUCCUGAGACGGCCAACGCUGCGGGGGUCGAGAACCUCCCACUUCAUAGCGAAUCAAUUUCGGGGUUCGACGCUUCUCUUUUUGAGGGGCCUGCAGGGUUUGAUGUUUUCGAGUUCUUUGAUCCCGGUGACCUUAACGCCAUUGAUGCCAUCUUAGGAGGUGAUGCACCUCCUGGCUUUGGUCACUUUGGGUCUUUGAUCUAA
This is a messenger RNA of Colletotrichum graminicola M1.001, 2061 nucleotides long. Its product is annotated as fungal specific transcription factor domain-containing protein. Lineage: Eukaryota; Fungi; Ascomycota; Sordariomycetes; Glomerellales; Glomerellaceae. The transcript has 3 exons. Gene Ontology annotation, biological process: regulation of DNA-templated transcription; DNA-templated transcription. The coding region runs from base 1 to 2061 and encodes 686 amino acids. The record is from RefSeq and is a predicted model, not a curated record. Gene Ontology annotation, molecular function: zinc ion binding; DNA binding; DNA-binding transcription factor activity, RNA polymerase II-specific.